AUGUAUACAGUAAGUAAUAAAAGAAAUUACAAUUUGAACAAUACUACAGUAUAUAGUCAGGAUCUAUCCACAACCAACCAGACGAUUUAUCAUAUCAGAGCAAGACACCAAUGGAAAACCCUACCUAUGGCUACCAUUUGGAUAGAUAAACGUCAAGUACAAGCACUUUUGGACAGUGGUAGUGAAAUUAAUUUGAUACAAGAGGAUAUAGCCAAGAUGUUGGAGCACCAGAAGAAUGUAUCAAGAAUUAACAACAACAACCCAGUUAGGAUCGAGUGUGGAGGAAAAAUUAGUAUGAGUGAAUAUCUAUUAUUAGGAUCAUGUUUUAAACUAAAGGAAAGAUCGUAUACAGCUUUGUUCCAUGUAGUCAAUAUUUCAACCAAUGUACCAAAAAUGAUAUUAGGUAUACCAUGGUUACGUGAACAUGGAAUUAUUCUAAAUUUCGAACAAAAUGCCUACAGUAUUAUGGAUCAGGGAGGGAAGAUCAUAGACCAGGUAAAUAAUGAUACCGGCUAUAAGUCAAACUUUCAACAGGUAACAGAUAACUCAUCAUAUUUAACUCAAGAACAUGCAAACUCUAACCUAGAGGACGAAGGACACGACAAAGUAGACAAUUCGGAAAUAACACUGCCACCUGAAUUAUCAGAUCUAGCUAUUUACUUUGCUAAACCAGACUAUAAAGGAAAAUUAAAGGAAUCCGACUUUAAGACAUUCAUAGAAUUUGAGAAGACUAAACCAAAUCGAAUGGGCACUCCAGGAUACCCAAUUCCACAAGCAUGGCUAACACAAGCAAAGAAACAAAUGCAGGUUAUGGUCGAUCAAGGUGUAGUAGAAGAAGUUAAUGGUUAUUGUAACUACGUCAGUCCAGGUUUUUUCAUCAGGAAAAGAGAUACUGAAGAACUCAGAUUGGUAAUAAACUACAGAACAGCUAAUCAAUAUGUCAUUGGAAUGGAAUCACAACUACCAAGUAUUUACGAUUCAAUAGUCACUUUGCCUGACUCGGUUUUUACGGUGUUAGACAUUACAUCAGCCUUUUAUACUGUUAAGUUGGAUAAAUUGUCCCAAGAUUUCCUUUGCUUCAAAGUUGGGAAUCAGACUUAUAGACCUCUUAGAGCUCCUAUGGGCUAUAAGAAUUCUGCUCAAUUGUUUGCCGCUUUCAUAAACCAUAUUUUACCCUCCUCAUUGAAACCACAUCUUACUAUUUAUGUGGACGAUUUGUUAAUCAUUGGUAAACCGAACACAAUUGUGUCUUUGACACGUGAGGUGAUCCAACACCUAGGGGGAUAUGGAAUUAGGUUUUCUGCUAAAAAGAUUCAAUUUAACCAAAGGUCUAUAGAAUACCUAGGUUAUAAAAUAGUCCCAGGUGGAAUAAAACCUCUUGAAAGGCACAUUGAAGCUAUUGUCAACCUACCGCCACCUCAAACAGUCAGGGAUGUAAGAAGUUUAAUAGGAAUGGCAAAUUUUAUUAGGAAUUGGAUACCAAAUAUCAGCGAAUCGUUGAAACAUAUGUAUCAAACUAUUAAAGAUUAUGGUGACAAAGGAAAAAAGGGCAGAAUAUCGAUAAGUGAAGAAUUGAUAUUGGAGUACCAAAAUUUCAAGGAAACAUUACAAAGACUACCAACAAUUGGUCGGUUUAUUCCAGGUUACCCAAUUUUGAUCUUCACCGAUGCUUCCCGAUAUUCUACUGGUGCAGUUGUGAUCCAACUAAGUGACAAAGCUGAUAGUAGAAAACCAAUCCAGAUAAUCAUAGACGAAAUUAAAGAGAGAAAUGGUAAAGUUCAAGGGAAAAUAUCAGGCUUUUCGAGUCAUAAGUUAACACCUGCAGAACAAAAUUACUCCGUUUAUGAUCUAGAGCUAUUAGCUAUUGAUAAAGUAUUGGAACAGUAUGAACAGUGGUUGAUUGGUUCCCCAGUUACGGUAAUUACAGAUCAUGCUAACUUAAGUAGAUUAACAACUAAAGUUAGGCUGACUCCCAGAAUUAGUCGAACCAUGGAAUUCCUGAUGCAAUUUGAUGUAAGAAUAGGGUUUAUGGAAGGAGACAGCAAUACAAUGGCUGACGGACUCUCAAGAUAUCCCAUACACAAAUCAUCAGAGCCAUCCAAAAUAGAAGUAGAAUUAUUCAGAAGGAGCAAAUUAAGACCAGAAAUACUGGAACCAUCAAUUCCGUACGAAGAUACUGAAAUUCCAAAUCAAGUUAAACGUUUGUUUAUAACUACAGCUAAAAUCAAUGAAAGUGAUAAUGUAUUUUUGAGAGUACCAGAAAUGACACUAGAAAUUGUGGAGAAAUAUCAAGAGGAUCAAAUACAUGAUAUUACUGGACUUCCAAUUACAUUACAUGACAAAUUAAAGGAAGCUGUGAGUAACAUCAAGGUAAAUUCGAAACUCCAUUUUUUAACAAUACAAGGUGAUAAACUGCUAACUAAAGAGCAUAAAUGGUGGAUUCCACAAGAACAAUACGAAAUAAUAUUGUGGAUUAUAUGGAACACACACAUUAACAAUGAUAUGCAUCGUGGUAUACAGGAAACACUUCGAUGUAUUAGGAAACGAUACAACUUUGAUGAUCUCUAUAAACUUACUCAGGUGGUUGUCAACUCUUGUAAAAUCUGUCAAUCGAAUAAACCAACAAAUUUUUCGAUCUCAAACUACCGAUAUAUCCCUACUCCUAGCCGACCACAUAUGAUUAUGAGUGCAGACCACAUUACCGAUCUCGAUACUUCCAAAGAUGGAUAUAACGAAAUAUUAGUGAUAGUGGAUCUUUUUACUCGAUAUACAUACUUAAUCGCUGCGAAGAAACAGGAUACGGCAGAAGAGACAUUUCAGAGAUUAGAAGAGAGACUUUGUUUACAUGGCGGUUUACCCAUCACGAUGCUAACCGACAACGGAACAAAAUACAAAGGUGAAUUCAACAAAAAUUUGUCCUGGCGUGGAAUAAAUCAUUGGAAUACUUCUAUUUACAGAGCAAAGUCAAACGGUGCUAACGAACGUAUGAAUGGUAUUAUUAAACAAUGCCUAAGAACUCAUGGAGCGUUAAUGCGUCCACAUUGGCCUCAACAUCUAUCAGCUACUGAAUUUUUCAUUAAUAGUAGGACACACUCGGCAACACGUCGAUCUCCAAAUGAGUUGAAAUUUGGCUAUGAACCUGAAUGGAUAGAUACAAAUAAACGUCUGGAAAUGCUUAAUACUGAUACCAGAAUACAAGUCAUGUCAGAUGAAGAAUGGUAUAAUUAUAUCCAAGAAAAGGUAAAACCAAUUCAAGCCCUAUUAGUAAAAAGUAAAGAUAGAAAUAAACAGAAGAUUACCAAAACAGGGAAACCAGUAGUAUUCAAAGUAGGUGAAAUGGUAUGGAUUUCUAGACAUGCAUACGUUGCAAAAGGCCUGAAGGCGCUAAAAGCUGUUUUUAUAGGACCUGCUGUUAUUAAAGAAGCCGUCAGAGAAACAUCCUAUAAGGUAAAUAUAUUAAACUCAAGCAUAGUACUUCAUGUAAAUGCUGAGUUCCUUAGCAAAUUCAUUAAACCCAUUGAUACAGUCAGACAAUUAAGAAUCGCCAUGGAUGAAUAUUUCGAAACAAUAGUUACAACAGACAACACACCAAAACAGACAAAAUUAAAUGGUAUAAUGAAAGCUUCACAGGAAAACGGUCACCCGAAUCAAGAGGACUUUCAAUCCACAAAUAAAAGGGGAGCACCAUCCGAGUUGAAUGAAAAGAAUGCAAUAAACGAUGCAAAUACAACAACUCGUAAGAAAAUAUGUAGAAGAAGCAAACAUUAA
Molecule: messenger RNA, 3768 nt
Organism: Naumovozyma dairenensis CBS 421
Lineage: Eukaryota; Fungi; Ascomycota; Saccharomycetes; Saccharomycetales; Saccharomycetaceae
Exons: 1
Coding region: 1-3768 (1255 amino acids)
Biological process (GO): proteolysis; DNA integration
Molecular function (GO): nucleic acid binding; aspartic-type endopeptidase activity
Source: RefSeq, a predicted model, not a curated record